Hyaena hyaena (striped hyena) is the source of this 640-nucleotide messenger RNA. Its product is annotated as eppin-like. The transcript has 4 exons. Bases 62 to 463 code for a protein of 133 amino acids. The record is from RefSeq and is a predicted model, not a curated record. Gene Ontology annotation, cellular component: extracellular region. Gene Ontology annotation, molecular function: serine-type endopeptidase inhibitor activity. Gene Ontology annotation, biological process: negative regulation of peptidase activity. Lineage: Eukaryota; Metazoa; Chordata; Mammalia; Carnivora; Hyaenidae.
ACAAAGUCAGACAGACAUUUUCAUAUUCUGGAACCACGGAACAGGCCAGUUCUUCUUCAGAAUGGACUCUUCGAGACUUUUGAGCAUCCUGUUCUUAUCCACCCUUCUAGUGAAUGUCCAGGGAUCUGGUCUGCAUGGCUGGAUCUUUUCCAGGAGAUGCCCCAGAAUCCAAGAGGAAUGUGAAUUCAAAGAAAGGGAUGAAUGCACGAAGGACAGACAAUGUCUGGACAGCAAGAAGAAGUGUUGCAUCUUCAGCUGUGGGAAAAAAUGUUUAGACCUCCACCAAGAUAUAUGUGAUAUGCCCAAAGAAACUGGCCCCUGCAUGGCUUUUUUUCGUCGUUGGUGGUAUGAUAAGGAAAAGGACACCUGCUCCGAGUUCAUCUAUGGUGGCUGCAAAGGGAACAAUAACAACUUCCAGUCCAAAGCCAUGUGCCAGAAUAUGUGCCCCAAAAAAGGCUUAUAAUCCUCAUUAGGAUGUACCUGAACAACCACCAGGAUUUGGCUCAUGAUCCAAGGCUCUGUCUGUGUGCCUGACCGAUGUUCCGUGUUGGUUUCCACCGUUCUACUCUCACGUUCCAAGGCCUCAGCUCUUCCCCAUAUGGAGCCCCAGGAUCUGCAUUUGCCUUCCUCUAUCUCAGCC